CGGACGCGGCGCGCCGCGGAGCUCGCACGCGUGAUGCGCGCCAUCUAACGUAUUAUGUUCCUACCCGACCUUCCGCGAGCCUGCAUGGUGGACGACGUUGCAACCUACCUUCAAGCGCCCUCCUCGGGACAGGACGAAUUCCAUCCGUUCAUAGAGGCCCUGAUGCCUUUCGUUAAGUCCUUUUCAUAUACCUGGUUCAACUUGCAAGCGGCCAAGAGGAAAUAUUACAAAAAACACGAGAAACGGAUGAGUCUUGAGGAGGAACGGCAUACCAAAUAUGAGUUACAGAACGAAAAAGCAGAAGUGAAGCAGAAGUGGGCGUCGCGGCUGCUGGGCAAGCUACGGAAGGACAUCACACAGGACUGCCGGGAGGACUUCGUGCUGAGCAUCACGGGCAAGCGGCCAGCUGUCUGCGUGCUGUCCAACCCCGACCAGAAGGGGAAGAUGAGGCGGAUAGACUGCUUGCGGCAGGCGGACAAGGUGUGGCGUCUCGACCUAGUAAUGGUGAUCCUGUUCAAGGCGAUACCCCUAGAGAGCACGGACGGGGAGCGGCUGGAGAAGCACCCAGAGUGCACGCAGCCGGGCCUCUGCGUGAACCCCUACCACAUCAACGUGUCGGUCCGGGAGCUGGACCUCUAUCUCGCUAACUUCAUCAAUAGCUAUGAUAUACUAAGCGGAUCCCUAUCGCCUCACCCCCCUAGAGAUAAAGAGAAUGAACAUGAGGCAAAAAAUAAAGGCUAUACCCACAAUCCGUACAAUGGUGUUAUAUGCAACGAUAUUAUUCUAGCGACCGGCGUCUUCUCGUCAAAGGAAUUAUGGAAAUUGUCAAAAGCAUCAAUCCUACAAGAAACCGGCUCCGAAUCACCCGGCGGUUCCGGCGGUGGCAUUAAACUGGAGUCCACGUAUUACGGCUACAACAGUCCAGCGCCGCCCGCCUUCGAGCCGCCCGCGGACCGGGGCACGCCCUCCACCAUGCUCGUUGGACAGUGCUUUAGUAUCCCACACAGUUCUGCGAGUCUGAGCGCUGCGCAGGCGCCGCUAGUGCCUUCAAACACUAUAUUCUACCAACACGCACCGCCCCCCAACGACACACAUCCCACUUCAUCAGACGGCCUGUCGAACCAGCAUUCGAGCAAGUACGACGGCACGCCGCAGGACUCGCUCGGCGACUUCGUCACGUUCGUGUGCCAGGAGCCGCCCGCGGAUGCGCAGCAGUUGCAAGUACACAGUUUAUCUAGGAGUCCAAAACCUGCUUAUUUCAGCAGCUCCAUGUUACCCCCACCACCCCUACCACCAAUGGCAAGGCCUGUGGCGAUAAUAAGAUCUACUGCGAGCGAGCUGGGCGUGUUUAGCUACGGCUCGCUGGGUGGGGGGGCAGUGGUGUCGGGGGGCGGAGGCGGCUCACCCCCGGGAGGGCUCGGUCUCUACGCGCCCAGACAACCUCCUAGGGCUCCGCCAAGGUGGAACGCUCCAUUCCCCACAUUAGAAGAAGAAUUCAAUAUAAUGACAGCUCCAACGGGCACAGACCACGUGGUGCUUCUAGAUGACGAGCGUUUCUUCCAUUCAAACGUGAUAACAUCGGACACGACAGCCAUGGACACAACCGGGACCAACGUCCAGUCGGUAGUGGAUACUGACGACAUCGCGCCCGACAAGUCCGCUCCAGACCUGCGCUCGCCGUGAUCCGCACAGUCGGCCGACACGUCCGCCCCGGCCGACGGCUCGGCCGCGACUGUGCUCCGCUGGACCCCCGCGCCCCUCCCACACUGGCGGCCAGUCACACAUCGGACUGUCUGAUUCGAAUUUCAAAUUGACGGAAUUCGAAAAUCGAACAUUUUCAUUUUUGACAAUAAAAUUUAUUCGCUGUACAGAAUAAUUUUUUCUACGUAGUGUACAUAUUAUGUUGGCAUUGUAGUUUAGUUCCGUGACUUUGUACAGAUGUCACUUAUUUAUUUGUAACGCCAUCUAGUGGACUAUUUUAAUAACUGGUAAAUCUGUUAUGAAAGUUAUAAAAAAACAAUUAUAUUCUAAUAUUUUUAUAGAAUAUGACGAAAGCCUUCCAGUAAUUUAGUGAAUAUUGACCGACGCCGCUUCUACCAUUAUUUUGCUGACCUGUAAGGCAGUUUAAAUGCUUCCAAUAAUUAAUCGAUUGAGAGUGAUACGUUGUUUUCGUUUCGUUGUUUACAAAAAUAGAUAAGUCUAAUGUUUUAUUGAGAUUUCUUUUAACUUAUUGAACGAUUUAUGAAAGACGAGCCUUGCUUAUGAAUUUAGUUUAGUUGUAUAUUUAGAAAUGGUUGUCAAUUUUUUAUCAUGUGUCAAUCCGAUGACUCGGGAGGAGGGGGUGUUUAAAUGCAGCGUACCUCUGUUAGACCGGUAGCUGUAUGCCUUUAUACAUAAUUAGUGAAUGUUAAAUGCUUGUUGUAAUGAAAAUGGUUGUUAUCGGAUUGAUGACGAUAAGAAGUUGCUUCUGGUAGAUCGACGUUUGUCGAGGGACGUAUAGGUGCCUUUCGUAAAGUAUGAUAACUUUAUUAUAGGACUUAUAAUUGUAGUGUUCAUCAGUCCAUCCGAUUAUUGUUUUGUGUAGGAAUGUUUUGUGAUCAGUGUUGGGUGAUUUAAAAACUGCGAGCACGUGGUUUAUAUUAAAACCGUUUGUAUUUCUUUUAAACAGUAUACAAAUAUUUAUUUAUGACAGGGCUAGUAAAGGUGGGACAUUUAAUUAUAAAAAAAAAAUUAAAAAUCAUCUUUAUUUAGUUCUCACAACAUUAGUCCAUAACAAAAACUUAAAAAUACAGAAUACAUUUGAUGUUAACUAGUCACCACCGCUCAUAAACCAUUGAAAACAAACAAACACACAAUCUUGUUAAUUAUAAAUUCGGUUAAUAAAAAAUAAAACAAAAUCACUAACCGUUGAGUGGACUUAUUUGAUCAAAGCUUUUAAAAGGAGAUCGAAGUUUAUCUCCUUUUUUACUAUUGCUGAGGAUAUUCUUUUAUUUUGAUCAAUUAAAAGAGUGAUUAUAAAGCACAUAGACAAAACUCUACUUAGAAUAAUUAGUAGACGAUUAAGAUGAGCGAAGUUACACUGUGGGUUUCCCAAUACAUCUGAUCGCAAAACACUGUAGUAGAGCUUUUUAUGUCUUACUUUCGAAAAUAUAUUUUCAAUUUAUCAUCGCGAUCCCGUGGCCAUACGAAAGAAGCUAGUCAUUAGAGUAACAAUGUAAAUUAAUACUUAAAUUAAAGAAAAUAUUUACAUUUAUAGAGACCCCCUUACAUUUAUUAGUAAGGGGUAACUGUGGCCAAAUUACAUGAUAAAGUAUAAAUAUAUAUACACACUUUCAUAGUAUAAGGUACGAGUUGGCAGAUUUUCAGUCGUAUGUUCAAUCAAGUGGUGUGCCUUUCGGUUUGAAUGUUGCAUUGUAAAAGAAACGUCAUAUUUUUGAAAUUCGAACUCUGUAAUAUUUUUUUUUUUUUUACUUUAGAUUGUUCGGUACAUUUGUAAUCUACAGAUUCUAAUCUGUCAAAAUUGGCGCGAAAAAGUUAUACGCAAAGAAUUGCCACAGAGUAAAAUAAUGCAAUGAAAAAAAUAUUGUUGUAAUUUUUACUUUUCUCACUUACUCAAUAUAACGCAAACAGACUAGAACUUCACUUAAACAAUGUUUUUAUGAUAGAAAUAUACAUGCAUUGCUAAUAGCGAAGAAAAAUGUUCGAUAACAUGUAAAAAUAUUCAAUUUCUCCAACAUUUUUUAAUAUUUGACAAGGCACGCUACCUGAUUAUUCAAUCACAAGGUUUUGAUGUCAACAAUUAGGUUCCUAAAAUUUUUAUAUUUGUCUUUUAUUUACACGUCAAUUUUCCGCUAAAACCACGUGCACAAACAGUGCUUGCAAAAUUAAUUUUUCUACAGAAUAAAAAUGAAUAUCUGACUCAUUUGUGAUAAUAAUUUACUCGAUCCGCAUAUAAUAUUGAAUUGGGGUGUAAAAAAAAGAUCAUAUAAUCCAUUAGGUGCCAUGUAUACAGGCUGACGCCAUUUACGUUCAGAGAUUUUUAUUCGGUUGCUCUUUUAUAAUUAGUAAUAGUGAUAGAUACAUAGCAAUAAUCGAAAAGCAAUAAAUAAUUAUUACAAAUCAGCUUUAGUAAAGCUAGAAAUUGAUACUGACGUAGUUCAAUUGUAUGUGACACGCAAUAUUUUUUCUAUAGAGAAGGAACUGAGUUCCGUGUUGAAGCAGUUUGGUACAAUUUAUAUGUAGCUGUUCACAGACUAUAGAUUAUAUAAUAUACUACAGCUAUAUUAGUUCAUCUAGGGAGCGAAGAAUUAGUCAAUUGCUAGCUAUAGACAUUAGAGAUUAUACCAGAAAAUUUAAUAGUGACGUCACGUAAGGCUUAACGUUCGUUCGGAUUACCACCACAAUUUCGUCGUGUUAUAAUCGGAGAGACUAACAUUGGUGUGAAGUCUAUUUGUGACGAAUUUAAAAGCUCAUUGGUGCCGAAUAUUCUAGACUGUGAUUAAAAUUGUUCAUUCUGGACGUGUCUUAUAUUGAAAUAGUUGUUUUGUACGAUUGGCUACGACGCUCGGCUAGAGCCACGGCGGAAGGAUAGAUUUUAACAGAACGAUACAUGUUGUAUGAAAUGCAUUUGUUUACGACAAAAGGAUGCGUAAGGGAAUCAGAGAGAUGUUAACUUUUUUAUUGACAGUGUCUGUAGAUUCAGUAGUGUUUUAUUAAUAGCUUUGCAAUAGCGUGUGCGUGUGACAGAUGUCAUGCGGCGACUGGCGUGCGAUAUGGCUCGUGUUAACUCGUAAACGAUGCGUUUGUCACAGCACAGACUUGUUCUAAUUUUUAAUUAGCACCAUUGUUACGAUAUGGAGUAAUAAUUGAAAGCCUAAACAUUAUGUGCCUUAGAUACAACAAUAUUGUAUAUUUAUGAUGCGUUCUAUACAACGUGCUAACUAGAAAUAAAUAAUUAACGUUAUUUUGAAAGCCUGAAACUUGUACAUUCAUUAUUAGAGUUCAUUUCUGCGAAGGCUUAAGGAUCUACCGAUUUCGUGUUACCUGCGCUGAUUUCUAACUUAGUGUCUGAUAUUAUUUCCCGUUUGAGUUCUCUCCUCGAAUACACGAAAGUUCCACUGUUUGACAUUGUGUACUGGGCACCCAGCAGUCUGGAAUUUUAUUUCGAAUCCAGAGUUGAAAACCUCGUCUUAAUAUUAUCUUACGAUUAAGUAACGCUUCUACGCGUAGUUUCGCUGAUUAAUAAAUACUUCUAAUAUAUUCUAUAAUUUUAGUACUUACCUACAUUGUACCCAUUUACCCGUGUAUAUUUUACUGACGUGUAUAUCUUAAUCUAUGCGACUUCGACUAGGCUCGCUUUAAUUUCGUCUAGACCCUCUACUUUUCAAUUCCCGCAAUGCUUUUUUACAUUAUUAACGUUCGACACUCGCGUUCCGAGUACGUUUAUUUCUAACAAAUAUAUUUAUGAUAAAGAAACAAAAAUCCGUCUUUAUAAGUUUUGGAUUUCUGAAAUUAAAUAACGUACAUACGUAAAUAAAUAAUAAUUAAGGAUAAUUAACCGUUAGAGAAAUACUCCUAGUUAUGAAUUUUGUUAGUUUGUCAAUAUACUCGUGCAAUUAUGAAUUGUGUAGCGAAUUUAUGAAUUAUUUUUUAAGUGUACCGUUGCGUCAUUCGCAAUUUUUCUUUUCGUCUGUAAAUAUAUUUUGGAGUGUAUUUAUAACAUUCAUUUGUAAAAGUAGAGACUUAAGAUUAUCAUUUGUUUGUCCUUACCAUUAUUUCUAAAUGUUUUAUUGAUUAUUUUUUAUGUUUUUCAUUCUUGUGUUAAAUUACCGUGCAUGUUAAAUCAAAUGACUUAUUCCGAAGCGAAUUGAAUGUAACAACGAACACCAUAACAUUAACAAUGUAUAAGUUGUUUGAUUUUCAUGUGAAUUAAACUAAGGAUAGACUUGUAAAAAUGUUAUAACAUGUAUUUUUAACCUAUACAUAGUAAGAUAUUUAUAGAAUUUUAGUCGUUUAAUUAUUUCGAACGACUUGUUAUAAAGAAAAUUGGUGCUUAAAGCUUAAAACAAAUAUGAAAGGCACAUUCGUGCUGUGUGUGUAUUGUCAGGAAGUGGAGCAUUUUGACAUAGCAUGCGUUGUUAUGCUCGUAUAUUGCGCUAAGUUGUUUAUACGAACAAUUCAAUGGAUUUUACAUUUUCAUGUAACAAAAUAUCUUUAUUUAUUACGUUUUUCAUAACACAAAUCGAAGUAAAGUACGCGCACUGUAGUUUAUUGUGUGUAUUUCAGAUAAAUUAUUAUAGUUUGCAUUACAAUGUUUUUUUAUUAAACUGCCAUCUAGUGGUAGAAGAAGAUAACUCUUCAGAGCCUUUACAUGGUUAGUCGCACAAAGAUCGCACAACGUUUAAUUUUAUAAGUAACUUUUUAAAACUUAAACAGUUUGGCGCAGAUAUACAAGCAAUUAUAAUAAUGUAGGUAAACUUUGCUCAAUAUCUAUGAAAACUGAAAAGUGUUACAGUUGAUGCAAUACAAACAAACAA
Molecule: messenger RNA, 6536 nt
Organism: Zerene cesonia (dogface butterfly)
Lineage: Eukaryota; Metazoa; Arthropoda; Insecta; Lepidoptera; Pieridae
Gene: NfI
Product: nuclear factor 1 B-type
Exons: 14
Coding region: 55-1683 (542 amino acids)
Biological process (GO): regulation of transcription by RNA polymerase II
Cellular component (GO): nucleus
Molecular function (GO): RNA polymerase II cis-regulatory region sequence-specific DNA binding; DNA-binding transcription factor activity, RNA polymerase II-specific
Source: RefSeq, a predicted model, not a curated record